AUGUCAAAUAAUUGGGAAAGUUUUAAUAAUAAUAAUAACAACAAUAAUAACCAAAAUCAAAACCAGAACCAGAAUCAGAACCAAAACAAUGGUAAUAUACCAAGAGGGGGCAGUAUCUUUUUUAAUCAAGAUUCCACUGUUGAUAAUAGUUAUAAAGCUUCACUCACAAUAGAUUUCCCAAGAGUAGACAGUUUUGGUUUUCUUAGAUCACCCACAAGCGUUCUUAGUAACACACCAAUUCCAAAUACAACUGGUUUAUCAGAUAUUGGAUUAAAUGCGCAAUAUUACCAAUUAAUAGAUAGUCAACUACCACACGAUGAACAAGUUCAAAAAUUACAAAAAUUCCACAUGGAGCAACAAGAAAACUUACAAAGACAACAAAACCAACAAUUACAAAGUUUACAAUUAUCGAAUGGAUCCUUACAAUAUCAAACAACUACUACAACUACCACCACUGCAGCACAACCACUUUUAAAUGAACAGCAAUUUGCUUUCCAACAUAUUAAUAAUUUACCAUCAGUCUUUAAUAGUAAUCCAACAAUCACAACCAACAAUCCUAUGACAGCAAAUUUACAUAACCCAUAUCUUAAUGCACCACAAAGCUAUACUAGCAAAAUGAAUGCAAAUACAUAUGAUGAUGAUGAGGAGUUAAAUACACCACCAACACCACCAGCAGUUGAAUGGGAUUCACCACCACAGGUUUUUAGACACCCAACAACAUCGUUUGGUUCACCAAUCGAAUAUUCAAAGAACGACAAUGAAGGUGAACAACCAACAAAGUAUCAAAGACUUACAACCGAGAAUUCAGUUGAACUCUCUGCUCUAAACCAUAAACUUUCAAACGAUCCACAUUAUUCAAUUAGUUUUCUUCGUGAACAAACUACCAAAUUAAAGUCACAAGCUUCAACCGAUGAUCUCUCAAGAAAUAAAUCAUUCACCAUUAAUCACUAUGAAACUGGUGUGGAUCAAAUUUCAAUGGAAUAUUAUAACAAUUUAUUAUUACGUUAUAACACUAGACCCGAAAAUUUUGAAAGGGCCAAAGAAAAACAAAUUCAAGUUAUUAAUGGCAAUAAUAAACAAUACUCUGACGAAUUACAAACUUUAUAUACAACUAUGAAAAAAGAUAUCGAUGAAGAAAAUAAUGAAUUAAAAAAUUUAUUAAGCAAAAAAAUCUUAGAACCAUUAGAUUUAAGAAAAAUAAAAGAAACAAUUGAAGGUUUAAAAUCACAUCUUAGAGUAGUUGAAGUUUUACAUAACGAAUUGAAAUAUAUUAUAAAUAGAAAGAAGCCAGAAUGUUGUGCAGCAUUAAUUAUUACCCAACAACCAUGCUCACAAGUUAUAUUUAGAGGCGGCAAGGGUAUGGCUGAUGUAUUUAAAGUUCAAAUGAUUUUUGGUGUACUUCAACCAGAUAACAUUUCACAAAUUAGUGCAGUAAUAAAUAAAAGCGAGACAACAACCUCAAAGAAAGAAAAAACAACAACGGUGCCAACUUUAGAAAAUGCAGAAUCACAUUUAAAUACUCAAACAUGGGAAGCAGAGUUCAAAAAUAUUAAAAUUAAUGUAUCAACUCGUAUGACACCAUCAAGUCUUAGAUUCAUUGCAAAUUACAAAGAAAAGACCUCGGGUAAAACUGUAGAGAAACAGGUUGAAAGUGUACCAAGUAACCCAGUUAUCGUUAUUACAAAUGAGUCUCAAUGGGCCGAGGCUGCAGGUAAACUUUUAAUCGCCGAUGCUUUCAACUCUAAAGACGAGAUCCCAUGGGAGUUAUUUGCAAAUAUUCUUCACAGUCAUAUUUUAACAGCAACUCAUCAAUCAUCAGAGAUCAAGAGAAAACUUCACAGUUGGGAAUUCGAAUAUAUCCAAAAGUUUUAUUUUGACGGUAAAACCUCAAUUAGCAAAUCCGAAUGUAAAUCAUUUUGGGAUAAGUUUGGACCAAUUCUUCAAGCAAUCCAUUUUAAGAGACAUAUCGAGCCAUUAUGGUCAUCUGGUUUAAUCUAUGGUUUAAUCACUAAAUCUGAAUGUAACAGUUUCCUAACCAAUCUCCCAGAGGGUUCAUUCUUAAUUCGUUUUAGUGAUAGUGUUCCAGGUUCGUUCGCUGUCGCUUAUGUUACCAAUGAUGAUUCUGAACCUGUUAAACAUUACCUUGUCAAACCUGAAGAUAUUGGUGCAAAUAAAACUCUUCCAGAUUUCCUUCGUGAACGUCACCAAUUCAAAACUCUUUAUCAAGUUGAUCCUUCCAAACGUUCACUUCAUCCAAAAAAUAAAGAUACUGAAUUAGAACCAUUUUAUUCAAAGAGAAUUAAAAUAAAUGCAAAUGCCAAUCCUGGUUAUGUUAGUGGUUUAUAA
Dictyostelium purpureum is the source of this 2346-nucleotide messenger RNA. RefSeq lists its product as uncharacterized. The coding region runs from base 1 to 2346 and encodes 781 amino acids. NCBI's taxonomy places the organism in Eukaryota, Evosea, Eumycetozoa, Dictyosteliales, Dictyosteliaceae. Gene Ontology annotation, biological process: regulation of cell population proliferation; regulation of transcription by RNA polymerase II; defense response. The record is from RefSeq and is a predicted model, not a curated record. Gene Ontology annotation, molecular function: DNA-binding transcription factor activity, RNA polymerase II-specific; RNA polymerase II cis-regulatory region sequence-specific DNA binding. The transcript has 2 exons.